This is a messenger RNA of Bicyclus anynana (squinting bush brown), 1153 nucleotides long. RefSeq names its product WD repeat-containing protein 82 (gene Wdr82). The coding region runs from base 168 to 1115 and encodes 315 amino acids. The transcript has a single exon. Gene Ontology annotation, molecular function: chromatin binding; protein binding. Gene Ontology annotation, cellular component: Set1C/COMPASS complex. The record is from RefSeq and is a predicted model, not a curated record. Lineage: Eukaryota; Metazoa; Arthropoda; Insecta; Lepidoptera; Nymphalidae.
AUCAACUGAUCAAUAUUCUGUGUUGUCGCUGACCGCUGUGCUUGUUGCUCUUGUCUUGAUUGUUCUAAAACAAUUAAAAAUUGUUUUCCGAUCUAUAUUGAAUUUUGAUAUAAUUUACGUUGCGUGAAUUCUUUGAGGUGCAGACAGAAAUAUUAAAAGCCGUAUAAAUGAUGAAACUAGUGGAUCAAGUUGUUAGAAGUUUUAAGGUGGCUAAAGUUUUUCGAGAAAACACUGACAAAAUAAAUAGCAUAGAUUUCUCACCUUCUGGCGAAACACUCAUAUCUUGUAGUGAAGAUGAUCAAAUUGUUAUAUAUGAUUGUGAAAAAGGAACACAAAUGAUUACUGUAAACAGUAAAAAGUAUGGCGUUGAUCUUAUACAUUUUACACAUGCAAAAAAUACAGCUAUUCACAGUUCAACAAAAGUUGAUGAUACCAUAAGAUAUUUGUCUUUACAUGACAAUAAAUACAUUAGAUAUUUUCCUGGACAUACCAAAAAAGUCGUAACAUUAUGCUUAUCCCCUGUGGAGGACACAUUUUUAUCAGGCUCAUUGGAUAAAACUCUUCGAUUGUGGGAUUUGCGAUCACCCAAUUGUCAAGGAUUGAUGCAUUUGUCUGGUCGACCAGUUGCGGCUUACGAUCCCGAAGGUCUCAUAUUUGCAGCUGGUGUCAAUUCAGAGAGUAUAAAAUUGUAUGAUUUGAGAUCUUUUGACAAAGGUCCAUUUGUUACAUUUAAGCUUAAUCAAGAAAAAGAAUGUGAUUGGACUGGCCUGAAGUUUUCUCGUGACGGUAAAACCAUGUUGAUAAGUACAAAUGGAUCUAUAAUUCGACUUGUUGAUGCUUAUCAUGGUACACCACUUCAAACUUUUACUGGACACCUCAACAAUAAAGGAAUUGCAAUUGAGGCAUCAUUCAGCCCAGAUUCACAGUACAUAUUCAGUGGUUCCACCGACGGAAGAGUCCAUGUUUGGAAUGCAGAUACAGGAUAUAAAGUCUGUGUCCUGAAUGGGGAUCAUCCUGCACCAAUUCAGUGUGUGCAAUUUAAUCCGAAAUAUAUGUUGUUGGCCUCUGCUUGUACUAAUAUGGCUUUUUGGCUACCAACAAUAGAUGAUGUUUAAGUAUUGUAUCCUUAAGUAUAAUAUAACUAUGUAUUAAG